GUCAUCGUGGAGAUGAAGAUCAUAAGUCAGGUCUAGGUCAAAGGUUAAAGUUAGAGAUCAAGACCAAAGCCAGAGAUCAAGACCAAAGCCAGAGAACAAGACCAAAGCCAGAGAUCAAGACCAAAGGCAGAGAACAAGACCAAAGGCAGAGCUCAAGACCAAAGUCAGAGAUCAAGACCAAAGCCAGAGAUCAAGACCAAAGGCAGAGCUCAAGACCAAACAGCGACAUCAAGAAGGAGGGUGACAAACAGGUGGCGCUGUUCCCCGGACGAGGGAAGCUGUCUACCGUCCUGCCGGAGUUCCCGUCUCUCAAGGAUGUCCUCCUCCCUCCUCACGUCGCCCCAGACAAGGUUGCCACCUUCGUCAUGAUGUACAGGACUCACUGUCAACGGAUCCUUGACACUGUCAUCCGUGCCAGCUUCGACGAGAUUCAGAGCUUCCUGCUGCACUUCUGGCAGGGAAUGCCUCCUCACCUGGGGAGUAUCCUCAGCACCAAUGUCCUCGUCAACCUGGUGGGCGUGUGUGACUCCAUCCUCUACCGCGCCAUCUGCAGCGUUCUCAUGCCCUCUGUCCUGCAGGCCAUCCCUGACAGCCUGACUCAGGUCAUCCGGAAGUUUACGCAUGACCUGGACUCCUGGCUCAGGGUCGCCCUGGAUGACCUUCCGGACAAUUUACGCCAGGUUAAAAUUGACCUUGCGUGUCGCUUCUCGCGGAUGUUGCGACGCCAGACUUCUCUAAACCACCUGUGCCAGGCGUCGCGGAUGGUGCUUCACGCGCCAGACAUCACGCAGCAGAUGGUGCACGACUGGCGCCAGGUGGACCUGGAGACCAUCAGUCGACACACACUCUACUCCAUGGACAAGCACACCACCAGCGGCGUCACCGUCGACCUCAUCAUGAGUUUAUAUAGCGAGUUUGAACGUCUCCUGGAGGAGGGGGCGCCCCUAGAGGCCUACAGCGAGUGGUUGGAGGCGAUGGUGGAACGGUGCGUGUUGCUGGGGGCCCGCAGGAACAAGGCCCCCGUACACAAAGUGGCCCACUCCUUCCUCCUCAUGUGGUCCUGCUUCGGCACCAGAGUCAUCAGGGACAUGACCCUACACUCAGCCCCAAGCUUCGGGUCGUUCCACCUGCUCCACCUGAUGUUCGACGACUACGUGCUCUACCUGGUGGAGUCGCUGCACGCCGAGGAGAAGGCCAGGGAGCUCCUCAACAACAUCGCUACCGACUCUCCGCCCGACUGCUCAGACCCGGGAUUCGGAGAUCCUGACAACGAGGACAGCCUCCACGCCCUCACCUUCCUGAUGGGAGGAUCGACGCCCAUGGGGGGCGGGGCGGGAACAGCCACGCCCACCACGCCCGGGGUGUCCCCCAGCUCCCAGCCCACCCAUGACCUGCACCUCUCCCCCACGCCCACUACCAUCCUCGGUCUGGACGGCAGCCUGGUGGAGGAGGAAGGCAGCAUGGACUACAUCUCCAGCCUGGCCUCGUCCACGGGCGGCGUGCCUGGUCACGGCGGCAGCUCCACACCCGUGGCCACGCCAGGGGCGGCCGUGUCCGGGGGCGGCACGGGCGUGGGAGGCGACUACUCUUACAGCUACGACUACGACGCCCGUAGCUACCGCCUGCCGUCCACCCUGGUGGGCAGGAACUACCUCUACCCUGCUACAUCUGUCGCCAUCAAUCAGUACUACCAGGCCGGCGGCGGGGACCUCGCAGCCGCUGACGAACGCACCGUCGGAGGCAACGGAGGAGGCGGUGGUGGUGGUGGUCUGGUGCAUGGAGGAGGUGCAGGAGACCCGCUUGGGUACGGCAAUGGCCGCGCUGGCGACACCUACGUCGACUGCUCGGGUGUCUACUGCCCGGACCAGUCCCUCAUCUACUCCGCCAACUACUACCAGACUUACGACACAUCUUACUAUUCUAACAGGUUCAAAACAAAGGACGUUGAAGGAUAAUGUUCGGCCACAUCACAUGAUUAAAGUACUGAAGAUGGUCAGCCUUUCCGGUCUCGUUCACCAGCCUCGAGUGCUCUAGGGCCGGUGCAGCUGCCCUGGUGUCUCACGCCCUCGUGUACGCCUGUGAGAGUCGAGAGCUCUGGAAGGGCAGUGCAGCUGGUGCGUCACGCCCUCUUGUACGUCUGUAAGAAUCGGGAGCUCUGGAAGGGCAGUGCAGCUGGUGCGUCACGCCCUCUUGUACGUCUGUAAGAAUCGGGAGCUCUGGAAGGACAGUGCAGCUGCUCAGAUCCGUCAAGUCCUGCGGUGCAACUGCACAUCCGGUACCGAAGUGGUCGUAUAAUGUCUUGCAAAACUGUUCUCAUCUGCGUCAAGAUCUUGUGACAUGUUUAUGAGCAUGAAGGCAAGCGGUGGACUGGUGCAAUCUGAGGUGUUCACAUCUUCCACAGACUUCUGUAAAUAUUCAGUGGAAAGAGAACCUACCUUUGAAAAUAUAUGCAAAUAUUUUCAGGUGUUGUGGCCUUUCAAUAGACAUGUUGGGUGAUAGCAAGAUCUGUUGUGCUAGACAGAAGCAGAUAUUCAAGCGGUUGUGUGGUAUAUGUGGCCAUGGGUAGACCUUGUAUGUUUAUAUGAAUCUGGUUGUAUGGUGAUAAUAAGUGAACUCUGCUUACAUGAGGCAUCACGGAGAGGGUUCCCACACACUUUGCUUGGGUAGGCACCAGAUAUGAUCACGGAAGCAUCAUUCACAGAUGAGAUGAGGGGAGCAUCAUUCACAGAUGAGAUGAGGGGGAGCAUCAUUCACAGACUCAGGAUCAUGUUACUCCACGUCCCACCUCACUCUCAUGUAAUACCAUGAACUACCUGUAAAUAUUAAUAGUGACUUUCCUAGUCGUCGUUCUCUUUGUCGAAGAAUGAAUAUUACUCUACACGAAUACGCACACACACACACACACACACACACACACACACACACACACACACACACACACACACACACACACACACACAUAUGUAUGUAUGUGUGCUCGAAACUCUCCAUCUGCUGUUUCACUGGUCGAUUCUUCGGCUGGAAACGUGGAUAAAAGUGUAAUAAAACUAGUUUUAUUAAGAUAAUGUAUUAUUUAAAAGGCUUAACAUUAUCACUAUACCUCAAAACAACAUUCCAAAUGAAUACUUGACAGGAAUCAGUCACCACAGUCAGUGUUUCGAGCGACCUACGUGUUUGUCAAAGUAAUAUUGACUGUAUCCAGAAAUAUUAACAAAUGUAGUAUACCUUGCCAUAAUGUUUAGGUUAUUGCCAUAGAAAACUAGAAGUAUGGUUACUACAGCACGAUAUUGACACAAUAUAAAAGACGUCUGCUCGAGUUGCCAGUUCCUGUCUGAAAUUAUUACCUCAGAUAUUGCUAAAGAGUUUUGGUAAACAAGGUGUUAUACUAGUUAUUGCAAGAGUGAAGACAGCAACACUAUAGCUAACUGCUGAGCGAGUCCAAGACGUGUUGCAGACGUGAAGUUUUAGUUCAUCUACUUCCAACUGCUUUGCUGACAGUCUCUGGGGCGCCAUGAUGGAGUCUGCCAAUCUCUGGCCGCCUUACUGGUUCUUAAAGUCAUCAAUGAACCGCUUUAACUCAUGUUUUGUUAUACUGAACAUAAUUAAUAAAAAUGUAUGUUAGUAGUGCAUUGCUAAGGUCACUACCCUAGAGAAUGCACGUGGUGAAGCACUAGAUAUGAAAAAAUAAGUAUUUUGUAACGUAGCCUUUAUGUAACACAAAAUAUUUUGUAACGUAGACCUUUACGUAACACAAAGUAUUUUGUAACGUAGACCUUUACGUAUCACAAAGUAUUUUGUAAUUUAGCCAUUUACGUAACAAAGUAUUUUGUAAUGUAGGCCUUUACGUAACACACGAAGUAUUUUGUAACGUAGAUCUCUACGUAUCACAAAGUAUUUUGUAAUGUAGCCAUUUACUAACACAAAGUGUUUUGUAACGUAGCCAUUUACAUAACAAAGUGUUUUGUAACGUAGGCCUUUACGUAACACAAAAUAUUUUGUAACCUAAUCCUUUACGUAACACAAAGUAUUUUGUAACAUAGCCCUUUACGUACCAAAUUAUUUUGUAACAGAUUAUUACAUAAUACAAUAUUUUGUACUGUAGACCUUUACGUGUAAAUGGGAAAAUGUCUUAACAAAAUUCACAUAAAAAUAUAUAUAUUUUUGGCAAAGUAGACUUGAUUCAUUGUUUUAUUUUUGGCGAGUGUUCACGCCUAUGAUUGUAAGUGAUGGUGUAGAGACACGUUGUAUUAAGAUUUUAUAUACUAUACAGUACUGUAGUCUUUCAGUCUGACAAUAAACAAAUAUACCACGA
Messenger RNA from Procambarus clarkii (red swamp crayfish), 4312 nucleotides. Lineage: Eukaryota; Metazoa; Arthropoda; Malacostraca; Decapoda; Cambaridae. The record is from RefSeq and is a predicted model, not a curated record.